Molecule: messenger RNA, 1359 nt
Organism: Cantharellus anzutake
Lineage: Eukaryota; Fungi; Basidiomycota; Agaricomycetes; Cantharellales; Hydnaceae
Exons: 5
Coding region: 61-1089 (342 amino acids)
Source: RefSeq, a predicted model, not a curated record
UCUGUUGCUCCGACGAUCCACACGCUCGCUCGUUGCAAUUCAGCUUCGUAAUCUUUUACCAUGCACAGGACCACUGCCUGUCGCCUCCUUGUGUCAUCAAGACGUGCGACACAGGCAGCGAUUCCACCUCAUCCUUUACUUCCCAAUGUACUGUCCAACCGGCUCCAAAUUGAGGGGAGACUUGGACAUCCGGCUUUGGACAUAAGGAUCCUAAGGGCUUUAGAGGAGCACCGGAAGUAUGCCAAGCCUUUUGGUAAACGUAUAAUAUUCGAAUAUGAGACCAAUGCCUGCAAAACUCUCAGCAUGUACCUUCCUUAUGAGUCUGCACCUGAUCGGUCGAGACGCCCUCUAUUUGACAGAGUUCACGAGGCUCUGGUCCUGGUGGCACAUGUUUUGGUGGAUGGGUCACAACAUAAGAUUGCGGUCUCUUCAGGAUUUGCUGUGGAUGUUCCGGCUCAUGAUAGUUCCGUAGUUAUUUCCUGCGCUCAUACGCUAGAAGAAAUACGUCACAGCCCAAUCUUCAAAUCCUCUUCCUCCAACGGUGGGACAUUCGUUAUAACUUCUUCUAUGGAUGUCCACCCUGUAUCUUCAAUUUUAUCGUCGCUCCCUCGGUCAGACUUAAUAGCGUACUCCCUCCAUCCUUGUGUAUAUCUCGCAGCUACACUUCCUGUGAAUCCUUACCCUGCCCCUCUAGAAACGCCAACAAGAUGUCCGCUCGUUUCGUUCGAAUCUCCAGAGCCUAACGAGAAGGGCAAUAGACGGAACGAUUGGCUCAGCUGGAAAGACGGGGUUGUAAAUAGUCGAUGGGUAAAAGGGAAAAUUUUAGGAUACCGUGAUCGUGCAGGGCGAGAGGCACAGCCCGGUACCUAUGACCAUCUAUCACAUAUGUUGUUCUCGACCAUGCCUUCGCCUGGUUCUUCAGGAGCACCCAUAAUAGAUGAAGAAAAUGGAUCGGUGAUUGGAGUCAUAACAGGCCACGGCAUGGUCAACAGAAUCGAGGGUCAGAGGGGGUUUGGCACCCCAGCUGAAGCCAUAUACGAGAUGUUUUCGCUCCCUGGACUUCAGCAAUUCAGCAGCAAGGGGCACUAGAAUGUCAACUGGAUAUGUUGCUUGGAAUGUAUUACAGUUUUUGCACUUUCGAUAUCUUCUUCAGCGGGGGUAAUAAUGAGCUCAGGGUCCGAUUUCGAGAGAUUGAGCAGUGCAGGAAUCCCAGUCGAGGGAACGGGUGGCGCAGGAGUUGACCGAGAGGUAUGAUGCCAUGAAACUUGUACUGUACCAAUAUCGGGAACAGUCGUUCCUUUUCCUAAGGCCUGAAGCAAAGUUUAUAUAAACCACUGAAGAAUAAUAUGGACAAGUUCU